GCGAAAGAAGGUCACUAACUGCAAAAGCGUGGUGUUGCAACCCGGUUAUUGUCGAAGAUGGCAUCGAAAGGAAACAGUUUUCAAACGCUGCUUGUGUCUCUGGUGAUAGUCCUGGUGGUGACAGACCGGUGCCGUGGAGCUCCCUCCAGCGCUUUUGUCACCGUUGCGGACAAUUCGUUGUGUCCGGCUCCCCGGUGCGUUACGUACGAAGAGAUCAACACGCUGUGGGCCGUUCCAGAUCCACUAUAUUUCCUGCAGUGUCGUCCCAGCCCGCUAGGAGACUGGACCUUGCAGCGGAUGCCCUGUGCGCCGGCAACGUUGUUCAGCUACCGGCAGCAGGUGUGCGUACGUCCCGAUUACUGGGAGGGAUGUGUAGAAUUGACAACGAGUACUACCAGUCCCAGCACCACAUCGCCGAGCAUCGCUACUGACGACGAUACGACGAUCAGCCUCAUAAGCUCGACACCGACUGACCAAACAACUCCCGGUUUGAUUGACUGUGGGCUGCCACAGUGCGUAACCUAUGAGGAUAUCAACACACUGUGGGUGCACCCGGACCCAGCCUAUUUCUACCAGUGUCGUCCUCUCGGCGGUGUCUGGUCACCUAUCGAGAUGCCGUGCGCACCGACCACACGGUUCAGCUUCCGCCGACAGGUCUGCGUGAUCGAGGCGGAAUGGGAGCUACCGAAUUGCUAAGCUAGCUGCAGUUGAAGGGGAACUGGGGGAGGUACAAAUAAACGGCUUAAACAGAGGGGGAAAAACACACAA
Molecule: messenger RNA, 768 nt
Organism: Anopheles gambiae (African malaria mosquito)
Lineage: Eukaryota; Metazoa; Arthropoda; Insecta; Diptera; Culicidae
Exons: 1
Coding region: 58-696 (212 amino acids)
Cellular component (GO): extracellular region
Molecular function (GO): chitin binding
Source: RefSeq, a predicted model, not a curated record